GCCUGCGCUCUGCUUUCCUCUCCUAACUAAAGCGGGAGGAGGCAGCAAAGGCGGAAGCGAUCUUCUCCCGUUGCCGGGCCUGGAGGGGCGGGGCAAAGAUACGGUCACGUGCUUUGCCGCACGUCGGUCUUCCCCGUCUUCCUCUCGCCUCCCGCCUGGUAGGCGCCUGCGGAAAGGGGGCGGGGCAAAGGGAGGAAAAAAUUAAUCAUGAGGCAGUUGGAGAAGUUGUCGGCUGAGGAGACGUUGCAGUUCCUCCAUAAAGUAGUUGAUGGAGUGUGUGGCCGUGCAUAUCCUCGCUACCAAGACUACAACACAGUUUGGAAUUUGACGGAAUGGAUGGAAGUUUUAGAGCAAGCUGCCACAUAUUUUAAAUCCACGGUUGGGAAAGAUCUCUCUGAUGAAGAGGCUCUUCAGCAGUUGAGUGACCUGAGUUCUGAUUCUCAAAAAACAGUAGUGACUUGCUUGAAAGGGAGAAAGCCGGAUAUCAGGCAGGCGCUGGUUGAGAGAACAAAUGCCAUCUCUUCUGCACAGCUACAGGAUUUUGACUGGCAACUAAAGCUUGCCCUAUCUAGCGAUAAGCUCUCAAUGCUGCAAAUGCCGCUUCUGAACCUCGAUCUGGAUGUGUUGGAGAAUGGUGACAUGAAGCAGUAUUCUGUAGAAAUGAAUAAGGAGGAGCUACAAAACCUGCUCAGUGCAUUGGAAGCUGCUAAUAAAGUUGUCUUGCAGCUGAAAUGAUUUGAACUGUCUGGAACGCUUGUCGGUGAUGAAGAAAUUGGCCUAUAUUCCACAAAAGUCCAAGGCUUUGUGCUUUUGAAGUUUAUACAGAAAGGCGAUGGGAGACCAUGAACUCUAUCAAACUCUUGCUGAGAGUCUCACUCCUGAUCUACACAGAACCAAAACAAACAAACACAUUAAAACUAAUUUAUAGCAAAUGAAAAGGAACACAGCUUUGGUACUUUGCUGCAGCAUCUAUAAAACGUCACCAGUGCCAAGUUACAAGCUCAUUGGAGACCCUGGAGAUAUAUUGGCCUUUGCCUUCCUGCACCACUAGCAAGCAGCAGCAGGUUACCUCCUCAGUGUGGACAUCCCUUGUCUGCUUUGUUCAGCAUUCAUGGAUCAGCACUGAAAAACAUUUUUCAUAGGCAAAAUCAAUAAACUGCAUAAGAAAUGUGUUUCUUUGUCCAAAGUGAGCUCUUGUGCUAAACGCUAUCAAAUACGUCUUCGGUUAAUUGUGUCAGAUUGAAAAUGGCGAACUGCAGAGGGAUUCCAGAGCCAAGCAGACUUGACGGCCACAAAAUGGGACUUCACGUGGGGGAUGAAUCCUGAAAGAAUAAAUAGUUGUCUUUAUAGCAAGAAAGAGCUUGGCCAUCCAAAGUUUUAAAGAUUAGUAAAAAUGCUUACUGAAUUGAAUAUAAUAACUUUGUCAGAGCUUGUGUGUGCAUAUCAUUUAUAAAGUAUUCUGCCAUCGCCAUUAGGCAGUUGUAAGCAUCCCACCCCUUUUUGCCUUGAGAUGGGCCUCUUCAUUUCCACACAACCUGUGUGUGAGGUGGGUUUUUAAAAAUUAAUGUGAGGGUGUCUCAUGGACUGAAGAGGAAGCAAAAUCAUCCUUAGAGAUCUGAAGCCCCACAUAACUUUAGCGCUGCUGAUAACUAUCAAAAUAAUUCUUUGCAGAGAAUCUUAAGUUGGCAUACAGUGUAAGCCCAUAUUAGCCAACAACAGAUCUUCAUUUGUAUUAUAAUUUGUGUGCAUUUAUAACUUUAAGAAAAGCAUUCAAGAGAAAUACACAAA
This is a messenger RNA of Heteronotia binoei (common prickly gecko), 1788 nucleotides long. It is a transcript of the gene COMMD8, whose product is annotated as COMM domain containing 8. Lineage: Eukaryota; Metazoa; Chordata; Lepidosauria; Squamata; Gekkonidae. The transcript has 5 exons. The record is from RefSeq and is a predicted model, not a curated record. Bases 208 to 735 code for a protein of 175 amino acids.